AUGAGAGGUUUAGGUUCUUCUUCUACCGGCCGAGGCAGGGGUAGGGAUACAUGUCAGGGACGCAGACGUGGACGCGGCCGUGGCGACCUAGAGCAUGAUCCACUUGAGGGCUCGGAUCCCGGGGCUGAGCAGCAGGUGCUAGCGGGUAGACCCGCGCCGCGGAGAGCGACGAGACAGCCGCAGCCACAGGACGAGCCGCUAGCUACAGACGAGACUGGGAGGGUUAGAGUCACCCCUGAUGCUGCAAGCUGGUUCGCUGAGGGUUCCUCGUGGAAGAAGUUGACAGCAGAGCAUAAGAGCUUCUACUUCGAGGAGUUCAAGAAGGGUUUUUGCUGGGACUCGACCUACCCUGAGGACCUGAUUAGAGGGGCCUUCUACCGACAUGCGGCAAAUCGGUACAAAGAUACUCUCCACAACAUGAAGCCGGAUAAAAAAGAGGGCAGUGUUAGUGCUGAUACUUGGGCGUCAUGGAAGCGAGACUGGAAUACUGCUGAGGCUAAGAAGAAGUCUGAGAUAGCACGAGCUAAUCGGAUGAGUGAGCCGUCCGGAGCUGGCACCGGACCAGUUCGACAUACCGCAGGAUCGCGAUCGGCUACGAGGCAUAAGACAGUUAUGACUGAGGAGCUCGGGCGAGAGCCCAAUUUGGCUGAGUUGCAUGUGCGGUUGCACCUGACCAAACCUGAUCGGACUGUCUUUUUUGACAAGAGAUCAAAGGAUAAAAAUGAUGUUCCUGAAAAAUGA
This is a messenger RNA of Mercurialis annua (annual mercury), 741 nucleotides long. RefSeq lists its product as uncharacterized. The record is from RefSeq and is a predicted model, not a curated record. NCBI's taxonomy places the organism in Eukaryota, Viridiplantae, Streptophyta, Magnoliopsida, Malpighiales, Euphorbiaceae. Bases 1 to 741 code for a protein of 246 amino acids. The transcript has 5 exons.